Messenger RNA from Rhagoletis pomonella (apple maggot), 1694 nucleotides. RefSeq names its product juvenile hormone epoxide hydrolase 1-like. The record is from RefSeq and is a predicted model, not a curated record. Lineage: Eukaryota; Metazoa; Arthropoda; Insecta; Diptera; Tephritidae. Bases 1 to 1632 code for a protein of 543 amino acids. Gene Ontology annotation, biological process: epoxide metabolic process; proteolysis. Gene Ontology annotation, molecular function: epoxide hydrolase activity; serine-type endopeptidase activity. The transcript has 6 exons.
AUGAAUCAAUGUAACAUUCGAAUUAAGCGACCCCAGAAACUAUUAUUAUUGCUGUUAUUAUUUUUAACAUCAAUAUUGGCCAUAUUGAUUAGGCCAUUUUUUUUUUUCGAAGGAAAUAGUGGAGGUCGCAUCUGUGCUGGUAGUUUAAUUGACAAUGAAACCGUUGUCACUGCUGCUACGUGCUUGGCUUUCUACGAUCCUGAUCAAUUGGUUGUGGCUGUAGAUAAUGGCGCUAAGGUCAUACAAAUAGCAGCAUACUCUUUUGAUGCUUACUUCGAUUUUGUCACAAUGGAAAAUGAUAUUGCCGUCUUGAAGUUGGCCGAAUCUGUGAACGCUAAUUACUUGGAAUUGGCUACCGAGCAACCGGCUUCCGGUUCCACUGGCAUACUCGUUCGUUUUGAUGCGAACAACACUGUUGCGGAAUUUGCUGAAACUAUAUUAAGUAUUGAGGACUGCACUUCAGGAAAGUAUAAAUACGCAGAAGGUGAUUUAUUCAAUACAAUGUUGUGUGCUCUUCCUGAGGAUACUGAUGCUUGUGGUGGCCCAGCGGGAAGCCCUUUGGUGUCAAAUAAUAAGUUAGUUGGUUUGAUUUCCUGGGGUUAUGGCUGUGCAAACAAAGACAGCCCAGCCGUUUGCACCAACUUAGAAGAUCUCAAAGCACAGCUGUCACAACCACUCGUUCUACAUGAGCCACUAGAAGGCAUUGGCUUUCAAUAUGGAUUCAAUUCGAACUACCUGAAAAAGGUGGUCGAAUAUUGGCGGAACAAUUACCUGCCCAAGUGGAGUGAACGCGAAGCUUUUCUCAAACAAUUUCCGCACUUUGAGACACAGAUUCAGGGCCAAACUCCUGCCACCAAACCCGGCUUCAAUGCAGCACAAAUGGCCAUUGUUAUGCGCAAUCUUAUGCUACGCAUUGGUUUCGACAAAUUUCUGGUGCAAGGUGGCGAUUGGGGCUCCAUAACCGGCAGCGCCAUUAGCACGCUCUUCCCUGAAAAUGUACUUGGUUUCCAUUCCAAUAUGUGCACUAUGUACACACCGUUGGCACUUGCCAAAUUGUUUAUUGCCAGUUGGGCGCCAGAGCGUUAUUUGCCUUCGCGCUUCUUUUACGAACAUCAUUUCCCGCUGAAAGCAAAAUUUGCGUCACUAUUUUAUGAGAUGGGCUAUUUCCACUUACAAGCUACCAAACCGGACACUAUUGGCACUGCUUUGCAGACCAAUCCAAUCGGCUUGGCGGCGUAUUUCCUAGAAAAAUUCCAAACAGUCACUGGACCUGGUCUAAAUCAGCAAUUCAACGCUAUGGACAAGGUGUACAAACUGGACCCACUGCUGGACAAUAUCAUGAUUUACUAUCUCACCGAUACGGCGACGACAUCGGUGCGCUUCUAUGCAGAGAAUUUAUCCAAGGAGUUCUUGGGUUUGCAGUUGGAUCGCGUGCAAUCACCAGUGCCAAUGGGCUGUGCACGCUUCAAGCAUGAUUUAACGCCGGCGCUCGACUGGGCGCUCAAAGACAAAUUUCCAAAUUUGGUGCACAGCACAUACUACAAUCAGGGUGGUCAUUUUGCCGCUUUCGAAUUGCCUGGUAUGCUGUAUAUUAAUUUCCAAGAAUUUGCGAAAAAGGUGAAUCUUGAGUAAUUUUCUACGCUUUUUUCUAAAUAAAUGUAUUUGAUUAAGAAAAACUUCAUCCGCUUACUUAU